This is a messenger RNA of Capsicum annuum, 1646 nucleotides long. RefSeq names its product phenolic glucoside malonyltransferase 1. NCBI's taxonomy places the organism in Eukaryota, Viridiplantae, Streptophyta, Magnoliopsida, Solanales, Solanaceae. The transcript has a single exon. The coding region runs from base 124 to 1476 and encodes 450 amino acids. The record is from RefSeq and is a predicted model, not a curated record.
UCUUUUGUCUGCUAGUUUGGUACAUAUCAGAGCAAACUUUUCAUCAAUUGAAUUCAUCUAAUAUGUGCAAUUUCUAUAUAUUUAUAUUAGCCAAACCUACUCUAUUUUCUUAACCAAACAACCAUGGCUAAGGUUAUUGAGCAAUGCCAAGUUGCACCAUCUACUGGCAGUGCAGCUGAGUUGACACUCCCUCUUACUUAUUUUGAUCAUAUUUGGUUAACUCUUAAUCGUGUCCGUCGGGUUUUAUUCUACAAACUCCCUAUUUCCAAAUCGGAAUUCGCCCAAAAUAUUAUUCCUCUUAAAGAUUCACUCUCCCUCACUCUCAAACACUAUAUGCCCUUAGCGGGCAACAUUGUUUGCCCGCUUGAUUCAAGUGGUUAUCCUGAAUUGCGUUAUGUAACAGGAGAUUCUGUAUCUGUUACCAUUUCUGAGAGUGAUGCGGAUUUCAAUUUUCUUAUUGGUAACCAUCAAAAAGAUGUAAAGGAUCUUUAUUCCUUUGUUCCUCUAUUAGGAGAACCUAAGGAUGCACCCGGGGUCCAGUUAGGCCCCGUCUUCGCCAUUCAAGUGACACUUUUUCCGAAUCAUGGCGUAUCUAUUGGUUUCACCAACCAUCACGUACUGGGUGAUGGUGCUACCAUAGUAGGGUUCAUAAAGGCUUGGGCUUUGCUUAACAAAUUCAAUAGAGAUGAACAACACUUAGCAAAUGAGUUCGUUCCAUGUUAUGAUAGGUCAAUAAUCAAAGACCCUUAUGAACUUGGGAAGUUAAUGUGGGUCCAAUUAAGGAAUAACUUUACCAUAGAGAUGCGUGACGUUAUGAACCCUUCUAAUAAGGUUCAAGCUACAUUUAUUAUAAGAAGGGAUGACAUAGAGAAGCUCAAGAAUCUAAUAUUGUUAAAAAAGUCGAAUCCAAUUCAUGUAACAUCUUUUACAGUCACAUGUGCUUAUGUAUGGACUUGCUUGAUAAAAUCACAGGACGCAAUUGGAGACCAAAUCGAUGAGAAUGGGAUGGAAUUCUUUGGAUGUGCAGCGAAUUGUAGAGCGCGACUCGAUCCACCACUUCCGUCAUCUUAUUUUGGAAAUUGCAUAGUAGCAUACAUCACAAAAACAAGACAUGUAGACUUAGCUGGAAAUGAAGGCUUUACAACCGCUGUGGAAUUAAUUGGAGAAACCAUUCAAAAAAGGGCAAAGGAUGAGAAAUUUGUUCUGACUGGAGAGUGGUUCAAAGAACUUAUGGCUGUAGACACGAAUCGAUUACUUUCAAUUGUUGGAUCGCCAAAACUUGACUUAUAUCAGGCAGAUUUUGGUUGGGGAAAGCCAGAAAAAUAUGAGUUUGUUGGACAUGACGUUGAGAAGAAUGUAUCGAUGUCACUUGGUAAGUGCAAGGACUUGGAUGGAGCUUUAGAGGUUGGUUUGUGGUUGCCCAAAACUCGAAUGGAUGCUUUUGCUACUAUAUUCACCCAGGGACUCCAUUUCUAGUAGCAAAUUUGACGAAAAUUAUGUUUCCACCACUAGUUGGACUUACAUUUAUAUGUUGUACUAGUUGAAUUAAGAUGAUUGUAGUCGUAAUAUUUUGACACUUUGGUACCAGCCGAGCUAUGAUGAAUCUGUUUUUGGAAAUGAUAAUUGGUGUAUUUAAGUUGAUUUCG